GGACUACACAAGUGCUUGAAAUGCACAUCUCUGCAUAGCUGGAAAAGACCUGGCCCUGGAACGACUGUGCUCUGUCCCUUCAGCACACUCUAACCCUAAGGGAGGUGCUCAUGUCACUCUAGACGCACUGGCCAAUGAUGGCCUCCAGGUGGACCUGUCAGUCAGGAGAGGAGGAUGGUUCUUCCGGGUACAGUGCGGCCGGUUCAGCUCUGUGGCUUAGCAGGCUUGACUGGUUCCGAGAGAUGUGCCCUGAGCACUACUGCUGGGUGCUGUGAGGGGAACUCAGGCGAGCUCCGAAGCCGAGACAUGGAUACAGUGACCUAUGAAGAUGUGCAUGUGAACUUCACUCAGGAAGAGUGGGCUUUGCUGGAUCCUUCCCAGAAGAGUCUCUACAGAGAUGUGAUGCUGGAGACCUACAGGAACCUCACUGAUAUAAGCUACAAUUGGGAGGACCACAAUAUUGAAGAACAUUUUCAAAUCUGUAGAAGAUAUGGAAGGUAAUUUUCAUGUAUAAGCUGAUAUGAGUGUGCCUCUGAAGACACUUUAUUGUGUCCUAGAAGAUUGAGAGAAAAGCAACACUAUAAAAAAAUCAUGCUUUAAGUGUCUUCAUGAUUAUUACAUUCUCAAAGAACCAUGCACUUCAAUGUCAG
Messenger RNA from Acomys russatus (golden spiny mouse), 650 nucleotides. RefSeq names its product zinc finger protein 120-like. The transcript has 3 exons. The record is from RefSeq and is a predicted model, not a curated record. Gene Ontology annotation, biological process: regulation of DNA-templated transcription. NCBI's taxonomy places the organism in Eukaryota, Metazoa, Chordata, Mammalia, Rodentia, Muridae. Bases 175 to 501 code for a protein of 108 amino acids.